Peronospora belbahrii is the source of this 261-nucleotide messenger RNA. The record is from the annotation of a GenBank genome assembly. Lineage: Eukaryota; Oomycota; Peronosporomycetes; Peronosporales; Peronosporaceae.
AUGCCAGCUCUCGUAAUUGACGAACUGAGAAAUUCUGUGUCUGACGGUGAUCUAAUCAAGGCGAUUGUUCAAGCAAACGAGCAUGGCACUUCUUCGGAAUUGGUUGAGACCUUUCAGCAACGCCUGUUUAAGCGCUGGCUAAAGAAAAGAGUAUCGCCUACAGAUAUUAGCCAAGCAAACAAAGUGACGAAAGAGAGCGAGCUAACAGUUUUGAAAGCCUAUGAGGAGUUUUGGAGGCGCAAGAAAAAGUAUAUUUUCUAG